Messenger RNA from Tarenaya hassleriana, 3273 nucleotides. Its product is annotated as homeobox-leucine zipper protein PROTODERMAL FACTOR 2. The record is from RefSeq and is a predicted model, not a curated record. The coding region runs from base 588 to 2810 and encodes 740 amino acids. Lineage: Eukaryota; Viridiplantae; Streptophyta; Magnoliopsida; Brassicales; Cleomaceae. The transcript has 13 exons. Gene Ontology annotation, biological process: regulation of DNA-templated transcription. Gene Ontology annotation, molecular function: lipid binding; DNA binding; DNA-binding transcription factor activity, RNA polymerase II-specific.
GCCACAUCCUCAACGCAUGUCCCCUUCUUCUUCUUUCGUCUUCUUCUUCUCUCCACCAAGUUGAGAUCUCCGUUUCACCAAAAUUCUUUCUCUCUCUACGGCGUGAGACAACCAGAAAACCGGUUUUCCGGUAUCCCGCCGGUUAACCGGAACCCUACCACGGUACCCUUUUUCCCGGUUUUCUUGUUUGGUAGCAAAACCAGAGAAGCUGAGCCUAAGAGGAAAGAAAACCAUAGAAAGUCUGAAACUAGGGUUUCUUGUUCGCUGUUUCCUGCUCAACCCUAAUUUUUCUCCGCCCCGAUAAAGAAAAGAAAGAGAGAGAAGGUUCUUCAAAAUCAGACCCAAAACGUCAACCGAGCAAACCAACCCUAGAAUUUUUUUAAAAAAAAUCUCAUGAACAAAGAGGUGUCUGUCUUUAGGGUUUCGAAGUUUUUUUACACACAAUCUUCAGUUCGGAUCUGACCCAAUAUAGCGAUGAGUUACAAACUGGAAGAUACUUGGAGAAGAAAAUCAAGUUAAAUACGCUUCCUCGGAGAUUUGAAGAGAUCCAAUUAAUUUCCUUUUGGGAUACAUCCAUCAUCAUCAUCAUGUAUCAUCCAAACAUGUUCGAGAGUCAUCUCAUGUUCGAUAUGACCCCGAAGAGCUCUGAUAAUGACUUGGGGAUAACUCAGAGUAGAGAAGAUGAUUUCGAGACGAAAUCCGGCACUGACGGCACCACGGAGAAUCCAUUGGGCGAGGAGCUCCAAGACCCGAACCAACGUCCCUCCAAGAAGAAGCGUUACCACCGCCACACUCAACGCCAGAUUCAAGAACUCGAGGCGUUCUUUAAGGAGUGUCCUCAUCCAGAUGAUAAGCAAAGGAAAGAGUUGAGCCGAGAGCUCGGGCUAGAGCCUCUUCAGAUUAAGUUUUGGUUCCAAAACAAACGAACCCAGAUGAAGGCGCAACAUGAGCGGCAUGAGAAUCAAAUACUGAAGUCUGAGAACGACAAGCUCCGGGCGGAUAACAACAGGUACAAAGAAGCUCUCAGCAAUGCAACUUGCCCUAACUGCGGCGGCCCAGCUGCUCUCGGGGAGAUGUCCUUCGAUGAACAACAUCUCAGGAUCGAGAAUGCUCGUCUCCGCGAAGAGAUUGACAGAAUCUCUGCCAUUGCUGCGAAAUACGUUGGGAAGCCAUUGGCUUCUUCUUAUCCUCAUCUCCCGUCCCACAUGCCUUCGCGUUCGCUUGAUCUCGAGGUUGGGAACUUUGGAAAUCAGACAGGGUUUGUAGGGGAAAUGUACGGGGCAGGAGACAUUCUCAGGUCGGUUUCGAUCCCUUCUGAGGCAGAUAAGCCUAUGAUCGUCGAGCUUGCGGUUGCUGCCAUGGAGGAGCUUGUCAGAAUGGCUCAGUCCGGCGAGCCCUUAUGGGUUCCUGGUGAAAACUCGGCCGAGAUUCUCAACGAAGAAGAAUACUUCAGAACUUUUCCCCGAGGGAUUGGGCCGAAGCCUCUAGGCAUGAGAUCGGAAGCAUCAAGAGAGUCUGCCGUUGUUAUUAUGAAUCAUAUCAAUCUGAUCGAGAUUCUCAUGGAUGUGAAUCAGUGGUCAUGUGUCUUCAGUGGAAUCGUUUCAAGAGCAAUGACAUUAGAAGUUCUCUCAACCGGAGUCGCAGGGAACUACAAUGGCGCCUUGCAAGUGAUGACAGCUGAGUUCCAAGUCCCGUCCCCACUCGUUCCAACUCGCGAGAACUACUUUGUGAGGUACUGUAAACAACACAGCGAAGGUACGUGGGCAGUUGUGGACGUCUCUUUGGACAGCCUACGACCAAGUCCGAUCUCCAGAAGCAGAAGAAGGCCCUCAGGUUGUCUGAUUCAAGAACUGCCAAACGGAUAUUCAAAGGUGACAUGGGUGGAGCAUGUGGAAGUGGAUGAUAGAUCGGUUCACAACAUGUACAAACCACUGGUUCUUACCGGUUUAGCUUUCGGGGCGAAACGUUGGGUCGCUACCCUCGAUCGUCAGUGUGAGAGGCUCGCCAGUUCCAUGGCCAGUAACAUUCCGGCUGGAGAUCUUUCCGUCAUAACGAGCCCUGAAGGGAGGAAGAGCAUGCUGAAGCUGGCGGAGAGGAUGGUGAUGAGCUUCUGCAGCGGCGUAGGCGCGUCGACUGCACACGCUUGGACAACAUUGUCGGCGACAGGAUCCGACGAUGUUCGGGUCAUGACCCGAAAGAGCAUGGAUGACCCGGGAAGGCCGCCGGGCAUCGUCCUCAGCGCCGCGACUUCGUUCUGGAUCCCUGUUCCGCCGAAACGGGUCUUCGAUUUCCUCCGCGAUGAGAAUUCCAGAAGCGAGUGGGAUAUUCUCUCAAAUGGAGGGCUCAUUCAAGAGAUGGCUCAUAUCGCCAAUGGCCGCGAUCCUGGAAACUGUGUCUCCUUGCUCCGAGUCAAUAGUGGGAACUCGAGCCAGAGCAACAUGCUGAUCCUACAAGAGAGCUGUACGGACGCGACAGGGUCGUACGUGAUAUAUGCGCCGGUGGACAUUGUGGCCAUGAACGUGGUGCUGAGCGGCGGGGACCCUGAUUACGUGGCACUGUUGCCGUCAGGGUUUGCCAUUCUGCCGGACGGAUCAGGUGGAAAUGGAGUUGGGGCGGGAGGAGGAGAGGAAAAUCAAGAAGUGGCUUCGUCUUCCGGUGGAUGCGGUUCCCUUCUCACAGUUGCAUUUCAGAUACUUGUGGAUUCUGUUCCGACGGCUAAGCUAUCUCUCGGGUCAGUGGCUACCGUCAACAGUCUGAUCAAAUGCACGGUCGAGCGGAUCAAAGCCGCUGUCUCCUGUGAUGGGGCCUGACUAUGGAAGUUUCAGUUUGUUCAGAACCGAGAAGAAUUAAGUGUGUGCAAGCUUGAGCAGAUCUACUUGUUAUAUAUCGAUAUCGUUUUCUUUUUGGUUUCUUGAAUCUCCAAAGGAAGUCAAGAACGCACCUUUUGCGUUUAUUCUCUGGUCGGGUGUGCGAAAGAGGAGAGACCCUCGGGCUGAGAAAGAAGGGUAAAGAGGUUCGGGUAUUGACUUCUGCUGGAAUCGUUUCCUUUUGUUGAGACCAAUCUUCAUCGUUGUCUUUUUAGGGUCUGUAGUUGCUGUUUAGGAUUCUUUAGUAAAACGCUGGACGACUCUCUCAUCACGUUCGUUGUUGACAAUCUGACGCCGUUCUGUUUCUUUUGUUUAUUCGGCAAAGUGUAACGUGUUUUUGUUUGUAUCCGUCGCCUCUUUGUGGCAUUGACAUUACGUAAUAUGUGAUGAAAACUGCGUUAUUUAA